This is a messenger RNA of Oryzias melastigma (Indian medaka), 2391 nucleotides long. RefSeq names its product chondroitin sulfate proteoglycan 5. Gene Ontology annotation, biological process: nervous system development. The record is from RefSeq and is a predicted model, not a curated record. Lineage: Eukaryota; Metazoa; Chordata; Actinopteri; Beloniformes; Adrianichthyidae.
AAAAAAAAGGUGUGGAGCAGACAGCAGCCGCGCGAGGAAAUGGGAGAGCGCGCGCGCCUCUGAGGUGUUCACGCGUUCAUUUACGGCCAAUAAUGGAGGUCUGAAGUUCGGCAGGAUCUUCGGGGAGGAUUAGCUACAUCUGACCGGCGGGACGAAGGGAAGCAAUCCGGCUUGCAUCACCGCGUCGCGGAGAGGAGACGUGCGUUAUGGCGCGCAGGGACGCUCGUUUGUGGAGCUGGCAGGUGCUUUUGACCAUCUCCAUGGUCAUCACCUCCCUGUCUGCUCACGGAAGACAUUCAUUUGUCAAGCGCCAUCAUCACCACAACCACUCGUCCGUCAACAAGGAGGCCUUGGACACCAGGAUGGUUCUCAGUGAUGACUCGGCAGAAAAGGACCACCUCAUUGGAGCGGGAAACAGUGCAAGACUCCCACUCCAUUCCACCAGACAUCACCGCUCCCAUAAACACCAUUACCUAGAUUUUGCAGAAGAUGACGCACCUGUGGCAGAAGAGCUAACCGCUGGAGGGGGACCAGAUGCGCCUGGGAAUUCCUUAUCCGACGACGUGAUCACCGUUGAGUUUCAUAGCCCCGCACCAGACGUUGUGCCCUCUGAUGUCGCUCUGGAUUGGGCAAAAGCCCCCAAACCACAAAAGCAGAAAAGUGGCGACCCCACCCAAUGGGGACUGUCUGACUUUUAUGACGACAAUCUCUCUGCAUUAGGUUCAACUCCCGUACCCGAACCUAGCCCUUCACCUCCAGCUGACGUGGACGACGAGAACCCACUCCUGCCCGGCACCCCGGCAGUCUUUAAUAAAGUGAGACCAAAAGUGAACUCUGGAUCAUCUCCACCUGCCGGUCCCAUACCGAGCCCAGAUCAAGACCAGGGUUUAGGCAUCGGUGGAGCCAUGGGUGCAGACGGCUGUAGGCUGGGAUUUGUACUUUCUGGACCUGGAGUUUGUGUCGCUCAGUGCGACAUUGAGCCUAAUUUCUGCUUCAACGGAGGAGUGUGCACCGUAGUGGCAGGGAUGGGAGCCUUCUGCAGGUGCAACGUGCAGGAUUAUAUCUGGAACAAAGGCACGCGCUGCGAAUGGGCCGUCACAGAGUUCCAGGUGUUGUGCGUGGUGGUGGGCGUGGCCUGUAUCGUGUUCCUUAUGCUCUUCAUGAUCAUCGUGUUUUUCGCAAAAAGACUUUAUCAACUCAAGAAUGAGAACAGGCGCCUUUGCAAACGCAGUAAGUACCGCACACAGAGCAGCGAGCCACAGACGGAUGGCCUCUCCGUUUCAACAACGGCGGACAGCUCUCAACCAAAUGUAAGGAAACUCUGUGACACCCCCCCGCCUGCACCCCAAGCUCAUACUCACAACCUGGCGUACUAUGACAACAUUAUCUGUCAGAGGCCACCGACAGCCAGCUUUACCUGGGAGCAUAAGCACAGAAACCCUUAUAACCACUUUCAGGAUGAGCCACAGAAGAAGGACAACCAAGCCAAGGCUCUUCCAUCCAAGGAAGAGGGCUCUAUGAACAUCCUCAACUCUCAUUCUCCAAAGCACGAGAACAACCGCCCUGCUUCCAUCAUCCAUGGAAACACCCCCAACAGCACGGAGGAGAAUGCUGAGGUAAACAAGCUCCAGAACAACCUGGUGUAACCUCGCUUGGCGACAAAGAAGUGUGUAAAGCACAUUCCAGAGUUCCUACAACAUAGUUUACUCCAUGCCAAGUGUGUACUGUGAGUUUUUAGCAGUCUUUAAACACCUAUUGGUAAAAUAAGAGAGCACAACAUGAAUUCUAUUGAGACAACUUAAGAAGCACAACAGAUCUGUUUACAAGGCUGCCAUGUUUAUGCUGACCACAUGAUGGCGCCACUGCCUCAUUCGUCUAUUCGCGUCUGACGCCGGACUGAAACCUUUAUCUUGGUCCUUCUACUGACCGACUGAUUGAUUGAUUAAUUGACGGACUGACUUUUCUCUGUACCGAUGCCCUGCCUUGGUCUUUGACCAAUGACCUCCCUUAAUGUCUCUCUCCUGCCCCGCCCCCCUGCCUGACCCUGCCUUCUCGUCUCUUUCUGCUCGCAUGUAUUGAUGUAUCCGCAAAAAAAAGAAAAAAGAGGUGUCUGAAAACAUAAAAUUUGCUUAAGAAAUAUGUGAAAGUUAAGUGAAUCUGUAUUUGCGAAAUAUUCAUGUUUGCUAAUUAGUGGAUUUGUCUAGAUUACAUGAGGUUGAAGUAAAUGCUUGGAGUUGAUAGUCUAUAUGCAUAUAAUUCACACGCCGUGUCUUGGGUUUAUUCAGUGUGUUUUUUCUAUUACUUUCAUGUACUUGAGAUUCUUUUGUACUUUUUUGGGUAUACAUGGAGGAUUACAGUUGACGGUUGUUGGAAUAAAUCUUUUUCAUUUUA